UGGCUUUCCGAGAGCUAACAGCGUCGAUGUGAAGACGAGCGCGAAAAUGAUAUCAAUCGACGUGGUACGAAAAAUUGGAUGGUAUGAGAAAAAGGCCCAAAAUUUUUAUUACCAGUGCGAGUAAAAAGCAACCAGCUUUAUUAUGCAGUUAAUUAAAAUGUUUGAAAUACGAUUGAACGUACGGCAGCAAACAAGAUUGGGAUCGACUCGACGUACAGUUUUGCCGGUGGAACAACUCGGUGUUUAUAUAGUAAUUAUGUUCCUUGCUAUUGGUCAAUUCAGUGGCAGCGAUGCGGUUCUCAGCAAAGAUGGACUAGUGGAUUUGAUCGAGGAAUUCGGUAUUCCAAAGCUACCGUCCGGAGUCACCCCCGUUACUGGCAUGUGCAAUGAGUCUCGCAAUGAGUACCAAACGUACCCAGCGGCAGCAUACAACCUCAACGAGAACACUGUGUUAAGCAUUGGUACAAUGCAGAUUUUUCCCAAUGGAUUUCCCACAGACUUUUCACUGCUAGUAGUUUUGAAAGCGACUCCAAAUCUGGUGCGGGUGCCCUUGUUCACGGUGUAUUCUUCCGAUUCCGAAGAGGUUCUCAUGCUAAUGGUUGGGAUGGAGGUUGCUCUGUACUAUCAGGAUACUGAUGGUCUACCAGAGGAUGAGAGUUUGAUUAGUUUCGGAGUUAGUAUUGAUGAUCAGCAGUGGCACAGGCUGGGCAUCAGCAUUAAGGGUGACUCAGUAACUCUCAUCUUAGACUGUAGUACCCAAAUCACCCGACAGCUAAAGCGAGGUCAAAGGUCGACCAUUGCAAAUGAUGGCUUGCUAUUGACUGGUGUGCAAUUGAAUGAGGAUGAUGGUUUCUUCACUGGUGACAUCCAAUUGUUUAUGAUAGCGAAUACUCCCGAUGAGGCAUACAACUUAUGUAUGAGGUAUGCUCCCGACUGUAUUGGUUCUGCAAGGGACGGUUCAGUACAUAUAUACAGUUCUCAAGUUCAAACUGGCCAGAUUUCGACAAACUUGAAUAUCUCAUCAAUAUCAAACCAUCAAAAUUACAACGGUUCAAUAAACCACAUACAAACAAUAUCAACAACCAACCAACAAAAUGGAAGCCAUCGAGAGUUUGUAGACCUGACCGGUGAGGUUGACGGAUUGGAAAUCAUUGGGGAAGAUGAUGAAUACUAUAAUAAUCUGGAAUUAGAAGGAGAAUCCAAACUCAGUGAGCACCAAAAUUACAGUACAAACACCACAAGAGGCUCAGUGAAUCGACACCCGAUCGAGCAGAAUGGAACUGCUGCCGAAACUCGGAACCAAUAUGGUAGAAAACCAAUUCUACCUCUUCCCGAUCCAGAAUAUGACCAGUCAGCAAUUAAUGGCGUCCUACCUGAAGGAGAAAAACCUAUUGAUGAAUCGGAUCGAGAUCCAGUAAUUGAAGACACAUCUGUUUCUUUUCCCACACUCCCAGCAGCUAACGACAAUUCCAUUAUUAUACGAACAGUUGUUGGACCUAUAGGCGCCCCGGGGGAACCUGGUCCGAGGGGUGAACCGGGUCGUGAUGGUUUGCCUGGGCAAAAUGGGCCUCCGGGUCCACCAGGACACGUGUUCAUGGUUCCUUUGAGUCAGACUACGAAUGAGAAAGGUCCCGACACUCAAGCAGAAGCAUUUCGACAAAUGCUCUCUCAACACAUGAUGGCAAUGCGUGGAGCUGAUGGUCCAAUGGGUUUAACUGGUGUCCCUGGGACUGUCGGGAUGCCUGGCCCAGAAGGUCCUAAGGGUGAACUGGGGGAAAUAGGAGAACCGGGUCCACGCGGUCUUCGAGGACCAAUAGGUUUGUUGGGGCGGGAAGGUAGACGAGGACGAGCUGGAAGAGAUGGCGAAAGGGGAUCGAUUGGGUUGCAGGGCGCGAAAGGAGAACCUGGCACAAUCGGGUUACCAGGAUUUCCUGGUGAGAAAGGUGAUCGAGGCAGGAUUGGAAACGUUGGAGAAAAAGGAGUUCAAGGUCAUGAAGGAAUGCAAGGCGAGGAUGGGCCACCAGGGCUACCAGGACUACCUGGCGAAUUGGGUCCACGAGGUUUUACCGGACCAAGAGGCUUUCCAGGUCCAACAGGAAAUCCCGGUCUGCCGGGAACAGAAGGUCUACCAGGAGUAAAAGGUAAUCCAGGCCCCCAAGGGCAGCCCGGAGCACCAGGGCAAACUGGUGCAACAGGACCAGUAGGACCUCCAGGGCCACAAGGGAAUAUGGGUCCUCCAGGAAUCGCUGGUCCUCAUGGUAAACAAGGCCUAUCUGGGCUUCCAGGAGCAGAUGGAGCACCUGGACGUGAAGGUAGUCCAGGCAUUGUGGGCCCUAAGGGUGAUAUUGGUCCUCAGGGGGUUCAGGGUUCGAUAGGGUUUCCUGGUAAUCGUGGACCAAAAGGAGACGACGGAGAUCGUGGCUCUCCUGGUGAUAAGGGUGAUAAAGGCGAUCGAGGACACGAUGGAGAAAAAGGUGACAUGGGGUCACCCGGAGAAAGAGGACCAUCUGGGCAGCAGGGUACUAUUGGUAUUGAAGGACCAGAAGGUCCGAAAGGAUUUGAAGGGCCUCGGGGCGAACCAGGAGUAAUGGGCCUAACUGGUGACAAAGGUAAACAAGGUGUGCAGGGGUUUCCCGGAUACGCUGGGCCAUCCGGCGAUAAAGGUGAUAAAGGAUCGGUAGGGCUUAUCGGGUUAACAGGAGAUAAAGGCGAAAGGGGCACCACUGGUUUGCAAGGCGAGCGAGGUGAAGUAGGACCAAGGGGUUUUCGUGGACCACGUGGUCGUAGAGGAGCAGACGGAACACCUGGACCAAAAGGGGAUACCGGCCAACCAGGUGCUCCUGGUGCUCAAGGUGAAAUGGGUACUCAAGGCACGGAAGGUCCCCGUGGAUUUAUUGGACUACCAGGACCUCCUGGCAGCAAUGGCAAGGAUGGGCCACAUGGAACUCCAGGAGAAAGAGGACCUCCGGGUGACAAUGGAAAUCAAGGCCCGAUUGGAGCUCCAGGUGUGAUUGGUCCUCAAGGUCCAAAUGGGGAGCCAGGUCCUGUAGGUGAACCAGGCAUCCCGGGGUUACCUGGUAUGCCUGGCGAACCUGGAGUCCCCGGCGAUAGUGGAAAAGAAGGGCAGGUGGGACCACCUGGACCUACCGGCAAGAAUGGAUCUCCGGGAGGACAAGGUUUGCCUGGGUUUCCAGGAGACCGUGGAUUGAUGGGAAUGCCUGGUCUUCCUGGACUUAAAGGCGAAAUUGGUGUACCGGGUCUUCAAGGAUCCGUCGGUGAUAAAGGGCAACCUGGAGAACCUGGAAAGGAAGGGCCACCAGGGCCAGAGGGACGACGGGGGCCACCAGGACCUAUCGGCCCCGUAGGAUUGAAGGGUGAACGAGGUGAAAUGGGUUUAAUUGGACCAAUCGGACGGGACGGUCUGCCUGGACAGCGUGGAUUGACUGGUCCUCCAGGACCGCAAGGUCCCCCUGGAGAAGAUGGAGACAAGGGAGAUAUUGGUCCAGCGGGCGAGAAAGGUUUUAAAGGAGGAAAAGGAGAAGCGGGUCCAGUUGGUUCACAAGGCGCUCAAGGAAGUCGAGGUGAGCCAGGUGCAGUUGGCCCGACAGGAGAGAAAGGACCACCCGGCGAAAUGGGCCGUGCAGGUUCCAAAGGCGAAGAUGGGCCAACAGGUUUACCAGGCCCCCCUGGGCCAGCUGGAGCGCAGGGGAUGCCGGGUCCAUCGGGGAUCAAAGGUGGCCGUGGAGAUGAUGGACCAGUUGGUCCAGCAGGUCCGAUCGGAACACCUGGUGAACCUGGCAGAAGAGGACCCCGUGGAGCAGACGGCUCUCCAGGAGCAACAGGCCCUGCUGGAGCCCAGGGACUGACAGGAGAACCCGGAACUCAGGGGCCUCCAGGUCCGCCUGGUCCAGAAGGUAAAGAUGGAGAGAAAGGCUUGGUUGGUCCGAAGGGAGAGGAAGGUAAAAGUGGUGCUCCCGGACCUCCUGGAAAGAGAGGACCAGCAGGCCCGGAAGGACCAAAAGGCAUGGUUGGUGUGCCUGGUUUCCCAGGUAAUCCAGGAGAACCUGGUGUUGUUGGUCCUAAGGGAGAGACUGGAAAGGAUGGUGAUGAUGGAAAACAAGGUGAUGCGGGGCAACCAGGCGAGCCAGGCCCUGCUGGUAUACCAGGUGAAGUAGGACCACCUGGUAAAAUGGGACCCGAGGGCCCGGCAGGGUUACAGGGAACUCCUGGAUUACCAGGCGAGAAAGGAGAUCGAGGAUUACCAGGACCGAUUGGAAACAUGGGGUUGACCGGGCCUCAAGGUAUGCCAGGAGCUCAAGGAUUACAAGGACUGAGAGGAUCGCCUGGACCUUCGGGAGAAGUUGGUCCUGUAGGAAAGCCUGGUGAAACGGGAGCUCCAGGUAAAACUGGCGAAACUGGCAUCAGUGGACAAAAGGGCGAUCGAGGUAAACGAGGACCUAAAGGGCAUCGUGGUGAACUAGGAAUGGUUGGUUUAAAGGGUGAUUCUGGUGAGAAAGGAGACAAAGGGAUGAAAGGUAACACAGGACCGGAGGGUCCGAAAGGUUCACCAGGCCCGUUAGGUCCAAUCGGGUUGAAAGGCAACGAUGGUUUGCAGGGUUCACCUGGUGUUGAAGGUCCAUUAGGGCCCAAAGGUUCCGAAGGUGUUGCUGGAUUAAGAGGUGACCCUGGACCACCGGGUCCUCCAGGACCACCAGGUCCACCAGCUGAAGCCCCAUUGAUUCCACCGGAGCUGCUCUUCAGAAUGGGUGAGCUUUCUAUAACAAAAGGAGAAGACAGAAUGAAACGUGAGGCAGAGGAAAUUCCCGAAGAGGAAGACGAUUUCGAUGAAGAACUACUCAAGAUUGAACCAAAGAAAAAGAAAAAGAAGAAGAAAGUGAAAGAUGAUAUGGGUCCCAAGUUCUUGGAUAUGUACAGUUCCAUCUAUUCGAUGCGGCAGGAACUGGAUCGGAUGAGAAAACCUGUUGGUACAAGAGAAAAUCCUGGCAGGACAUGUCGUGAUCUGCACUAUGGUCACCCUCAGUUCAAAGACGGUUGGUACUGGAUAGAUCCAAAUUUGGGAAUGGCGGAUGACGCUGUAUACGUAUACUGCAACAUGACAGCGGAAGGCGAAACGUGCGUCUUUUCUGAUCUGCACAGUUCACAGAUGCCUAACAUACCCUGGCGUAAAGAGAAUGACAAGACGGAUUGGUACUCUAAUCUUAGGGGCGGUUUCAGGAUAUCCUACGAAACAGUCGGUGUCGUUCAGAUGACUUUCUUGCGGUUAUUAUCACAAGCAGCUUAUCAGAACUUCACCUACACCUGCAUGAACAGCGUAGCUUGGUUUAGCACAGAAGAGGACAACCAUGACAAUGCCAUCCGCUUCCUUGGAGACAACGAAAUCGAUAUAGGAUACGAAAAUUCCAAACUGCGACCCAAUGUGCUUGUUGAUGGUUGCAAAACUGGCAAAAGUAAGAGUGAGACCAUUUUCGAGAUUCGAACCAACAAACUUCAGUAUUUGCCCAUCAUUGACUUCUACCCUGUGGAUUAUGGUCAACCGCAGCAAGCCUUUGGGUUUCAAGUGGGGCCGGUGUGCUUCAAGUAGCACUGUAAAGUGGUUGUCAAAUAUAGUUUCAACGAAUAUGGACAAUGAAAGAACGACCCAGGACACUAUGAAAGAUAAUGCCUAUGUAUAGCUUGACGAUAUGCUUCUAAGACGUAAUGUUAUCUAUUUUAAGAGAUAUAAUUGCUAGGUUAUACACACACAUAGCAUAUAAUUAGCAUUAAUAAGGGGAACUACGCUAUUCUUAAAUUAUAAAUGAAACUACAAUAGACUGAUAACAUCAUAAGUCAGGAGGGGAAUCUACCAUCGACUAUCAUCUUAGUUGUAAAUUAUGUAUGCUAAAAAUCACUGCC
Messenger RNA from Topomyia yanbarensis, 5913 nucleotides. Its product is annotated as collagen alpha-1(XI) chain-like. NCBI's taxonomy places the organism in Eukaryota, Metazoa, Arthropoda, Insecta, Diptera, Culicidae. The coding region runs from base 143 to 5602 and encodes 1819 amino acids. The record is from RefSeq and is a predicted model, not a curated record. Gene Ontology annotation, molecular function: extracellular matrix structural constituent. The transcript is spliced from 16 exons.